Molecule: messenger RNA, 3399 nt
Organism: Corylus avellana
Lineage: Eukaryota; Viridiplantae; Streptophyta; Magnoliopsida; Fagales; Betulaceae
Product: Ypt/Rab-GAP domain of gyp1p superfamily protein
Biological process (GO): activation of GTPase activity
Molecular function (GO): GTPase activator activity
Source: RefSeq, a predicted model, not a curated record
UUGCCAACAGCUAAAGCGCUCCAUUAACUUCGUCUUCUUCUCUCUCUCUCUCUCUAAAAAAAGAAAAAAAAAAGAAGCAGAAAAACAAAAGUUAAAUAAAAUAAAUAAAAAUGUAAAAAUAUAUCGAAGUUUGUUCGCACGCCCAUCUUCCAAACAGAGACGUAAGUCUCUCUCUCUCUCUAGAAUUUCCUUCCUCCACAAAUUCAGUCAUUUUCCAACUUAAUUCUUCCCUUAUAUUCUGUUUUUCAAUCCCCAAACUCUCUAUCUGUUUCUCUGAUUACGCUUUUUGGUUUGUUCCUAAAUUUCCUCUCUCUCUCUCUCUCUCUGAAUUCCUAUAAAUUCACUUUUUUCUUCUUCUUCUUCUUCAGCAAACCUGACAUGCUUAAACCUAUUUGUGUUUUUCCUGUUUUCCUGAAAAGCAAUUCAAUUCCGUGAAAUCAAUUUUCCUCUGUUCUGCUCCAAAAGUUUGAGAACUUGUGCGAGGAAACUGUUGAUUUUUCUGUGAAGAUUGUGUUUUUCGUCAUUUUUGUCAAAUUUUAGCAGCUGGGUAUUUGGAGAGUUGGCGUAAAACCAUGUCGCAAGCUCUGAUCGACCCGGCAUUGCCGGAUUCGUCGACUUCGAGCGCUGGCUCUGUUUCCGGGAGAUCUGUGGAUGAGAAUCGGCCAUUCUCGCAUCUUAGAGGCGUGCAGUGGCGUAUAAAUCUUGGGAUUUUGCCCUCUUCUUCUUCCUCUUCCAUUGAUGAUCUCCGUCGGGUCACCGCUGAUUUUCGGAGGAGAUAUGCUGGUUUGAGAAGGCGCCUCCUAGUUGAUCCACAUAUUCCGAAGGAUGGAAGUAAUUCUCCUAAUCUUGUCAUGGACAAUCCACUCUCACAAAACCCAGAUAGCACCUGGGGUCGUUUCUUUCGAAGUGCUGAGCUGGAGAAAAUGGUUGACCAGGAUUUGUCACGUUUAUAUCCAGAACAUGGGAGCUAUUUCCAGACACCUGGAUGCCAAGGCAUGUUGAGACGAAUUUUGUUAUUGUGGUGCCUUAGACAUCCAGAGCAUGGUUACAGACAAGGAAUGCAUGAACUAUUGGCUCCUCUGUUGUACGUUCUUCAAGUUGAUGUGGAGCGGCUUUCUCAAGUUCGAAAGCUUUAUGAAGAUCACUUCACUGACAAAUUUGAUGGCCUAUCAGUUCAUGAUAGUGAUCUUACAUAUAAUUUUGAUUUUAAAAAAUCUCCAGAUAAUAUGGAGGAUGAGAAUGGGUCCCAUGGAAAUGUGAUGGGAGUUAAGAGUCUUGAUGAGCUUGAUCUUGAGAUACAGACCAUUGUGCUGCUGAGCGAUGCUUAUGGGGCUGAAGGUGAACUGGGUAUUGUCUUAUCUGAGAAAUUUAUGGAACAUGAUGCAUAUUGCAUGUUUGAUGCUUUGAUGAGUGGGUCCUGUGGUUCGGUCGCAAUGGCAGAUUUCUUCUCUCCCACACCUGCAGGUGGGUCCCACUCUGGCUUACCUCCUGUCCUCGAAGCAUCUGCUGCACUAUAUCACCUGCUAUCUCUUGUUGACUUGUCUCUGCACAGCCACCUUGUUGAGCUUGGGGUUGAACCCCAGUACUUUGCACUUCGCUGGUUACGGGUAUUAUUUGGACGUGAAUUUUCACUUGAAGACCUAUUGAUAGUCUGGGAUGAGAUAUUUGCAUCAGACAAUAGUAAAUUAGACAAAGGUGCUGAAGAUGACAUUGGGUCCAGCUUCGGAGUCCUUAAUUCACCUCGGGGAGCAUUUAUAUCAGCUAUGGCUGUUUCAAUGCUACUUUAUUUGAGAUCUACCCUGCUUGCCACUGAACAUGCUACUUCCUGUCUUCAGAGAUUGUUAAACUUUCCUGAGAAUGUAAAUUUAAAGAAACUGAUGGAAAAGGCGAAGUCCUUGCAGGCUCUUGCACUGAGUACUAAUCUCUCAUCCGUAUCUCCUUCAUUUGGUGGAGCUUUUAACCAGAGUAAAUCAGCAAUUGUAAGAGGUCACAGCCUAUCAUCUGGUUCUGUUUCUCCAAAAACUCCUUUAAAUAUGGUUCCUGAGAGCUACUGGGAAGAGAAGUGGAGAGUUCUACACAAGGCUGAAGAACUUGGGCAAGGUGAUUUAAAGAAACGAGUUCCAACUCCAAAAAGAGGGUGGGCAGAAAAAGUAAAAUUGCGUCUUUCCAGAACAGGAUCAUCUCCAGCAAAAGUUGAGGGUGGCAAAAAGGACAGCAAGCCAACUGUUAGGCGAAGUUUGCUGGAAGAUCUCUCGAGAGAACUUGGCUCAGAUGAAGACAUUGAGCAAGUACGCUGUGAUGAUGGUUUAAGCAAGAAGGACAAUCUCUCUGUACAAGUUGAGGUGGAGGGACAAGAAGCUGUGGAGAAGGAAAUUACUUGCAGUGCUGAGGGGAGAUGUUUGAGUGGGAAUGCUGGCAGUGAAGAAAACUCAUCUAUAUAUUCAGUCCCAACAAGUCCUCUAAGUGGGGCUAAUGACCAUGAAAAUGACUCUGAGAAAAGUAGUGUUGCAUCAAAUUUGUCCCUCGAUGAAAGUGAUGAUCACUCAAGGACUAUUCCAUAUGAAAGUGAUGAUCAUUUGAGGACUAUCCCAGAUGAAAAUGAUGAUCAUUCGAGGACUAUCCCAGAUGAAAGUGAUGAUCAUUCGAGGAAUAUCCCAGAUGAAUCACCUCUUCCAGUUUCUGAUCUACCUGAGGAUGUAUGCCAAAAGUCUGGGUAUGACAAUGAUUCUGUUGGAAAUUCAGCAACAGGAUUAAAAGAGCGAAAGCUUCUUUCAGGUAAAUUCCCGUGGUUUUGGAAAUUUGGGAGGAAUGCUUCUGGUGAGGGUACAUCUGAGAAAGGAGGUACCCCUGAGGCUACAAAGUCUGCCAGCAGUGCAAACGACCAAGACGAUAUUGCUGAUUCUCCUGCUGCAAAUGCUUCUUGCAACUCUUCUGCUAGCUGCAAAGAAGAUGCUAUGGACCAGAAUGUGAUGGGUACUUUGAGGAAUCUUGGGCAGUCUAUGCUUGAACAUAUUCAGGUAAUUGAGUCCGUUUUCCAGCAAGAUCGAGGUCAGGUGGGAUCAUUGGAGAACUUCUCUAAAAAUGGUUUAGUUGGAAAAGGACAAGUCACAGCCAUAACAGCUCUGACAGAGCUACGGAAAAUCAGCAAUCUUUUAUCUGAGAUGUGAGGCAGGGGACGUGGGCCCUUACUUCAAUCUGAGAGAGGGGGUUGCUGGACUCAUAUGCAGUGGAGCAACAAUAUGCUAUAACAGCCAUUUCCUAACUAUCAAAAAUUAACUGUCUUAAUUAUCUUUUUUGAUAGCGUUGGCACAAUAACUUAUAAGUAGGGCUGCCCGUUUUUGACAUGACUAAAUACGAUGAGAAUCUAACACGAAAUUAGCGAAUUAUGAUUCAGAGGUC